Phlebotomus papatasi is the source of this 1665-nucleotide messenger RNA. RefSeq names its product cytochrome c1, heme protein, mitochondrial (gene Cyt-c1). Gene Ontology annotation, molecular function: heme binding; electron transfer activity. The transcript has 6 exons. The record is from RefSeq and is a predicted model, not a curated record. Bases 362 to 1291 code for a protein of 309 amino acids. Lineage: Eukaryota; Metazoa; Arthropoda; Insecta; Diptera; Psychodidae. Gene Ontology annotation, biological process: mitochondrial electron transport, ubiquinol to cytochrome c.
ACGGUGACGUCAGCUUUCGAUGGCGCUUUUCGAACAUUUCAAAAAAAUGUUUUGACUUUUUCAUAAAUUUACUCUACAGAAAAUUUCCCAAACUUCUCCGAAUUGGCAUUAUUUUAUCAAUUUUUAACAAACUGUAUCAAAUUUUUCAAGAAAAUCCAUAUAAAACCCCUCUUCGAAAAAUUAUCGUAAUCUUUCGCACAAAACUUAUCGACUCAUUUUCGAAUUUUUCGGUGUGUGCAAAAAAUUGAUGGAGUUUGGGAGUUUUCCCACAGGAAAAACCUCAAAAAGCGUGUAAAAACAGUGAAAAGUGUUUUCCUAGGAGGCAGUCACCUGAACAACAGCUCGGUCUUCGUGUGCGACAAUGGCGGCUACCAUAGGAAGAUUUUGUGGAGUUCAAUUGUUCAAAUCGAGCAAUCGGGCUGUCUUUCAGCAGGUCAACCACUUUUCCACCACCAGGACAUGGAGCAAGACUCAAAAGAGAUGGCUGGCCACCAUGGGAAUGCUCGCUGGAGGUGCUAGUGCCCUGGUAUAUGCCCUAGAACAAUCUGUGGAGGCAUCUGAUGCAGUAGUGCAUGCCCCCAAGUUACCAUGGAGCCACAAUGGUGUCAUCUCUUCGCUCGAUCAUGCAAGUAUUCGUCGUGGCUACGAAGUUUACAAGCAAGUUUGUGCCGCAUGCCACUCAAUGCGGUACAUUGCCUACCGCAAUCUUGUGGGAGUCUCCCACACGGAAGCCGAAGCUAAGGCUGAGGCUGAAGAGACUCAAGUGCGAGAUGGUCCCGAUGAGAAUGGGGAGUACUAUAUGCGACCUGGGAAGCUCUCCGAUUACUUCCCCAAUCCCUAUGCGAACGAGGAAGCCGCUCGUGCUGCCAAUAACGGAGCCUUCCCUCCGGACUUGAGCUACAUCGUGCUGGGUCGCAAAGGUGGCGAGGAUUACAUCUUUGCCCUACUCACGGGUUACGUGGAUGCACCGGCAGGAGUGGUGCUGCGCGAGGGACAGCACUACAAUCCAUACUUCCCCGGAGGUGCCAUCUCUAUGGCUCAGGCGCUCUACAAUGAAGUAUUGGAGUAUGAGGAUGGGACACCACCAACUGCCAGUCAAUUUGCAAAAGACGUGUCGACGUUCUUGAAGUGGUGCUCAGAACCGGAGCAUGAUGAGCGCAAGAGGAUGCUCAUCAAGGCGGUGGGUAUGUUUACACUUCUAGGUGUCUUAGCCUACUACAUCAAGAGGCACAAAUGGUCAGUCCUCAAGUCACGAAAGGUUGUCUACCAACCCAAGAAGUACGACAAGUAAAUAAAUAAAUAAAGAAAAGAGAAAAAAAAUAGCACAGCCAUUGUAAAACCACGCGAGAGAUGGAAAAGAAAACAUUUUUGAAUGCUGUUCAGCCACUCAAUUAGAGAAAUUAUCAAACCAAUCUGUUGUUUUGUUCAACUUUUAAUUUAAUUUGAAGAAGGAAGAAAUUAUGUGAAAAAAAUACUUUAAAAUUGACGAGGAAGGAGUCCGAGAAAAAUUCAGUUUGAAGGAAUGGCCGUAAUCCGUGUUGCAGCUUCGUUGCCGGCGAUAACAAAAAAAGGGGGUAUUCAUUGAGAGAGAAAAAAAUCAGCAAUGUAUUUCAAAGUGUAGAUUGCAAUUAUCUAUUAAGGAUGAAUAAAUUAUUUAAAAAUGUG